AUGGAUGACGACGAACUCAACGCUUCAAAAUCACAAGCAAUAUUUGAAUUUACUAAAAGAAAGAGAUGGGCUGAUACAUUGAUCUCGGAGCUUGUCAAUGUUGCCAUUCUCGUCUUUUCUCAAACUGGGACUGUUAUUCACUGUGAUGCUGCAAUUAAUGCUGUAACAGGGUAUCCAGAAGAACAAGUUGCCGGUCGAAAUUUUUCGGAAUUGUUACAUCCCGGAGACACACUUGAAUUCUUCAAAGCAUUUGAGGAUUGCAUUGCGACGCAGAAAGAGCUCACUUUAUACGUGCGAAUUAAAGCCU
Acaulospora colombiana is the source of this 307-nucleotide messenger RNA. The record is from the annotation of a GenBank genome assembly. Lineage: Eukaryota; Fungi; Glomeromycota; Glomeromycetes; Diversisporales; Acaulosporaceae.